This is a messenger RNA of Cavenderia fasciculata, 684 nucleotides long. RefSeq lists its product as uncharacterized. Lineage: Eukaryota; Evosea; Eumycetozoa; Acytosteliales; Cavenderiaceae. The transcript is spliced from 2 exons. Bases 1 to 684 code for a protein of 227 amino acids. The record is from RefSeq and is a predicted model, not a curated record.
AUGGAAGUCCAUCAAAGCGAUAAUGAAUCAUCGAGUAUAUUUCAAAACCAUAGUCAACAACAACAAGAUCAACAAUUACUAGUGUCUUCAACAACAGCAACAGCAGAAACAACAAAUAAUAAUGAAUCAAAUAGUACAGAAGGAUGUAGUAAUACAGCAGAUACAGCUACAACAAACAAGAAUGAAAGAUAUAAUACAAUGUUAUUAGAAACUAUAUAUAGAGAUAAAUUAUUACAAUAUCAACAAAAGUUAAGAAAAGAAUAUGAUAACUUGUUAAAUGUACAAGUGGAUACUAUGAAAAUAGAUUAUGAAAAGAGAAUCAUGACUCAAAUAGAUGAAUUAAAGCUUUCUACAAACAAGAAAAUGUUAGAAAUUGUAUUAUUAUUUAAACAAACCUUUGAAAAUUAUCAACAACAACAGGAAAAGAAAGUUGAUUUGGAUUUAAAACUUGUUGAUAAACAACAACAAGAAAAGGAAGAAGAAGAUGAAAAAUUAAAAUUGGAUGAUAAAGAAAAGAUUAUAAAUGAAUUAAAAAUAGAGAUUGAUAAACAAAACAAUCAAUACAAUCAACAAUUACAAUCAAUCAUGGAAAUUAUAAAAGACCUUACCGUUCAACAACAAGAUACAACCAUUAAAUAUCAAUCUUUUCAAGAAUUAUUGGACCAAUUUCCAAAUGAUAAAUAA